CAUUUCGUUUUCUAUAGAGCGAUAACGACUAGAUUCUACAUUGGCUGCGGCGUUAUCGAUUUUGGUGUUACUUUUAUUAUUUGACAUGCUUUUCUUCUCCUUUCGGAACUUCUUAAAAUAGGUGUUUCAUACAUAUUUUUUAGCUGCAAUAAUGUCUCUCAAUACAUAACUUACAUAAUGAUAUAACUGGUUUACAGAACUUUACUUUCAUUUUGCCUAUAUUAUACAGGGUUUGAAUCUAUACUUCGUAAUAUUUAUAUAUACAUUAUGAACCAAUCAUCAAUUUGUGAAAUGGAAAGGGACAUUUACACUGAGCAUGUUCCUGAGAUGGAUGAUUCAGUAGGGAAAAGACAAACAAGAAACGUUCUGAUUGGAUGCACUGGAAGUGUGGCAUCGGUCAAGGUGCCAAUACUUGUACAGGAGUUGAUGAACAUAGAUGAUCAGUUGGAAAUCAAAGUAGUGACCACUGAAAAUGCCCUCCAUUUCUUUGACCACACAUGUCUACAAGUCCCAGUUCUCCGAGAUGCUGAUGAAUGGCAGGGUUGGAAGACAAUGAAGGACCCUGUGUUACACAUAGAGUUAAGGCGCUGGGCUGAUCUGAUGGUUAUUGCUCCAUUAGAUGCAAACACACUAGCAAAAAUUGCUAGUGGAAUUUGUGACAAUUUACUGACAUGUACUGUUAGAGCCUGGGACUUGCAGCGCCCCCUUUUGUUUGCCCCAGCCAUGAAUACACACAUGUGGAAUCACCCACUUAGUGGCAAGCAUACCUCAGAGCUGCGGAACUUUGGCUAUAGAGAGAUAUCUUGUAUAAAAAAGACCCUGGCGUGUGGCGACACAGGAUAUGGGGCCAUGGCAGAGGUGUCCACCAUUGUUUCACAAGUGAUUGAAACAUUAAAUUCCAAAUCUUCAGUCACCUGAUCAACACAGUACAAGUGAUGUGAUGAGUUUUAUUCCUGGUCAGAAAUAUUUCAUCUAAGUCAAGUCAAAAGAAAAUAAGAACUUUUAUUAUAUUAAAAUGGAGAUUUUGCCAAC
This is a messenger RNA of Pecten maximus, 1032 nucleotides long. RefSeq names its product phosphopantothenoylcysteine decarboxylase-like. Bases 268 to 918 code for a protein of 216 amino acids. The transcript is spliced from 5 exons. The record is from RefSeq and is a predicted model, not a curated record. Gene Ontology annotation, cellular component: phosphopantothenoylcysteine decarboxylase complex. Gene Ontology annotation, molecular function: phosphopantothenoylcysteine decarboxylase activity; FMN binding. Lineage: Eukaryota; Metazoa; Mollusca; Bivalvia; Pectinida; Pectinidae. Gene Ontology annotation, biological process: coenzyme A biosynthetic process.